Molecule: messenger RNA, 2132 nt
Organism: Ochotona curzoniae (black-lipped pika)
Lineage: Eukaryota; Metazoa; Chordata; Mammalia; Lagomorpha; Ochotonidae
Gene: RXRB
Product: retinoid X receptor beta
Exons: 10
Coding region: 182-1795 (537 amino acids)
Biological process (GO): cell differentiation; anatomical structure development; response to retinoic acid
Cellular component (GO): RNA polymerase II transcription regulator complex; nucleus
Molecular function (GO): nuclear receptor activity; zinc ion binding; retinoic acid-responsive element binding
Source: RefSeq, a predicted model, not a curated record
CAAAGAUGGCUGCCACAGCGGUGCUGUCAUUUUGGUACCGAGGAGAGGGAAGUGCCUAACUCCGACCCCAGUUCAGGCCCCAGUCUUUUCUCCUCGGGGAUUUCCUGUGCUCAGUUAGUCCCUCGACCAAACCUUUGGGAGUCCCUGGCACAUUCUUCAACCCUACACUUAACCAGGGAGCAUGUCUUGGGCUGCUCGCCCGCCCUUCCUCCCCGAGCGGCAUGCCGCGGGGCAGUGUGGGCCGGUGGGGGUGCGAAAAGAAAUGCAUUGUGGGGUCGCGUCCCGGUGGCGGCGGCGACGGCCCUGGCUGGACCCGGCGGCGGCGGCGGCAGCGGCGGCGGCGGCCGGAGAGCAACAAAGCCCGGAGCCGGAGCCGGGGGAGGCUGGACGGGACGGGAUGGGCGACAGCGGGCGGGACUCCCGAAGCCCAGACAGUUCCUCCCCAAAUCCCCUGACACAGGGGAUCCCUCCCCCUUCUCCUCCUGGGCCACCCCUGCCCGCUUCAGCAGCCCCAUCCCUUGGGGGCUCUGGGGCGCCACCCCCACCUCCAAUGCCACCCCCUCCGCUGGGCUCUCCCUUCCCGGUCAUCAGUUCUUCCAUGGGGUCCCCUGGCCUGCCCCCUCCAGCUCCCCCAGGAUUCUCCGGGCCUGUCAGCAGCCCCCAGAUUAACUCCACAGUGUCGCUCCCUGGGGGUGGGGCUGGCCCCCCUGAAGAUGUGAAGCCACCUGUCUUAGGGGUCCGGGGCCUGCACUGUCCACCCCCUCCAGGUGGCCCUGGAGCUGGCAAACGGCUUUGUGCAAUCUGUGGGGACAGAAGUUCAGGCAAACACUAUGGGGUGUACAGCUGUGAGGGCUGCAAAGGCUUCUUCAAACGCACCAUCCGCAAGGACCUGACCUACUCGUGUCGCGACAACAAGGACUGCACGGUGGACAAGCGCCAAAGGAACCGCUGCCAGUACUGCCGUUACCAGAAAUGCCUGGCCACAGGCAUGAAGAGGGAGGCGGUACAGGAGGAGCGUCAGCGGGGGAAGGACAAAGAUGGGGAUGGGGAGGGGGCUGGGGGAGCCCCCGAGGAGAUGCCCGUGGACAGGAUCCUGGAGGCAGAGCUUGCUGUGGAACAGAAGAGUGACCAGGGCGUGGAGGGCCCUGGGGGAACCGGGGGUAGCGGCAGCAGUCCAAAUGAUCCUGUGACUAACAUCUGCCAGGCGGCUGACAAGCAGCUGUUCACGCUGGUUGAGUGGGCAAAGAGGAUCCCACACUUUUCCUCCUUGCCUCUGGAUGACCAGGUCAUAUUGCUGCGGGCAGGCUGGAAUGAACUCCUCAUUGCUUCUUUCUCCCACCGGUCUAUCGAUGUCCGAGAUGGCAUCCUCCUGGCCACAGGUCUUCAUGUGCAUCGCAACUCAGCCCAUUCUGCAGGCGUGGGAGCCAUCUUUGAUCGGUCCCUCUCCAGGGUGCUGACAGAGCUAGUGUCCAAAAUGCGUGACAUGAGGAUGGACAAGACAGAGCUUGGCUGCCUGAGGGCAAUCAUUCUGUUUAAUCCAGAUGCCAAGGGCCUCUCCAACCCGAGCGAGGUGGAGGUCCUGCGGGAGAAGGUGUAUGCGUCCCUGGAGACCUACUGCAAACAGAAGUACCCUGAGCAGCAGGGACGGUUUGCCAAGCUGCUGCUACGUCUUCCUGCCCUUCGCUCCAUCGGCCUUAAGUGUCUAGAACAUCUGUUUUUCUUUAAGCUCAUUGGUGACACCCCCAUCGACACCUUCCUCAUGGAGAUGCUUGAAGCUCCCCACCAGCUGGCCUGAGCCCAGACUCCAGUUUGGGCCAUCUCCGCCUGAGGAGGGCAUCUGUAACGGAGCAUCUGCGCCUGGGGCGGGACCAUGUGCCACACAAGACCUGGGUGGGGCGAACCGAGACCUCCAACAGGACCCAUAAACCCUGCACAUGGGUUACUUGGGGUCCUAUCAGAAGGGACCCCAGUUCCCCAUGGGGACUGGAUGCCUCCCUUCAGUGGCCUUGAGUCUCUGAAGUUGUUAGGAUCUGCCAUGAUUUGGGGUAAUUUCUCAACCCCAGUUUCCCCAGCACAAAGCACUGGCCCUGCUCCUUGGACUUUGUUUCCUGCUCGUCUUGCCUCACUUUGUU